Messenger RNA from Erinaceus europaeus (western European hedgehog), 5525 nucleotides. It is a transcript of the gene KLF13, whose product is annotated as KLF transcription factor 13. The record is from RefSeq and is a predicted model, not a curated record. Gene Ontology annotation, biological process: regulation of transcription by RNA polymerase II. Lineage: Eukaryota; Metazoa; Chordata; Mammalia; Eulipotyphla; Erinaceidae. Gene Ontology annotation, molecular function: RNA polymerase II cis-regulatory region sequence-specific DNA binding; DNA-binding transcription factor activity, RNA polymerase II-specific. The transcript has 2 exons. Bases 408 to 1265 code for a protein of 285 amino acids.
CCCACCCCCGAGGCCGGGCCGCCCACACCGAGCCGGGGCGCGCACGGCGGCCGUCCCGCCUGCCACAAUGCGCGGCGAGGCUGCGGCCGCCACUUGGCGCGGUCGUCGCUGAAGUCGCGGCUCUGCAUCCUCAGCACCGGCCGGCCUGACCCGCGCCCCCGGGGACCCCGCUCGCCCGCGCGUCCCAUGCGCUCACUGCCCCGAGCCCGGCCAGGCGGGCGCCUCGCGGACGCGGAGCCGCGCGGCUGACGGCUGAGGCGGCUGCGCGCCCGGCCCAGCGCCCAGCCCGCGGAGAGGGCGCGCCGGUCCCCGCCCCCGUCCGCUCUCCCGAGGCCGCGGGUGCGGAUGCGCCGCUGAAGACUCGCAGCGCCUCGCAGUCUCGCCGGCCGGCCGGCCGAAGCCGAAGCAUGGCAGCCGCCGCCUACGUGGACCACUUCGCCGCCGAGUGCCUCGUGUCCAUGUCGAGCCGCGCGGUCGUGCACGGGCCGCGCCACCAGGGGCCGGAGCCGGGCCCCGAGGGCGCGGCCGCCGCCGUGGCAGCCACGCUACCCCGCGUCGACGAGCGCCGCGACGGCAAGGACAGCGCCUCGCUCUUCGUGGUGGCGCGGAUCCUGGCGGACCUGAACCAGCAGGCACCGCCCGCCCCGGCCGAGCGCCGGGAGGGCGCGGCCGCCCGGAAGGCGAGGACCCCCUGCCGCCUGCCACCCUUCCCGGAGCCCGCGCCGGCCGCGCCCCUCAGCCCCGCGUGGAGCGAGCCCGAGGCGGAGGCGGCGGCAGAGCGGGGCCCGGAGCCCGAGCGGGAGUCGGGGGCCGCGGGUAGCGGCGAGCCCGGCCCAAGACAAAGGGGCGGCCGGCGGGGCCGCAGUCGCGCCGACCUCGAGUCCCCGCAGAGAAAGCACAAGUGCCACUACGCGGGAUGCGAGAAAGUUUACGGGAAAUCGUCGCACCUCAAGGCGCACCUGAGGACUCACACAGGUGAGCGGCCCUUCGCCUGCAGCUGGCAGGACUGCAACAAGAAGUUCGCGCGCUCGGACGAGCUGGCUCGGCACUACCGCACGCACACGGGCGAGAAGAAGUUCAGCUGCCCCAUCUGCGCCAAACGCUUCAUGCGCAGUGACCACCUGACCAAGCACGCGCGGCGCCAUGCCAACUUCCACCCUGGCAUGCUGCAGCGCCGCAGCGGGAGCUCCCGCACCGGCUCGCUCAGCGACUACAGCCGCUCCGACGCCAGCAGCCCCACCAUCAGCCCGGCCAGCUCGCCCUGAGCGCCUCCCUACCCCGCCCGGACCCCCACGGCCAGGAGCCGCCGCUCUCACCUCCUCUCCCUCAUCCCAUCCGUGUCUUCUGUUCGUAAAAAGAAAGAUUUGAGCGGCAAAACACAACGUAAAACGAAACCAACCAAUUUUCUUCACCUCAGGUGUCAGCGUGAAUUCGUUUAAAAAAAAAAAAAAUGAAAAAAACAAAACCUUUUUUUCCAAAACCACCACUUGCACAAAGGACAGGCCCGGGAAGGAGAGAAUCGAAUCGGCGGCUCGUGUGUCGCAGCCCUUUCUCAGGGAUGGACCUGCCCCCCCCCCCAGGUCGGGGAGGACCCUCCGUCGCCGCCUUACUCUGUACAUGGAUUUGCACUUGGAGUUGCGUGGGCCAGGGGCGCAGGGUGUGUCAGUGACUUGUGCUUCCAGGGCCCCAUCCGCCCAGACUCAGGACAGAGACGUUUCAGAGGGUGCCUUACGCCCCCAGCAUACGCCUCCUGGCCCUCUCCCUGGGGGCCGGUACACCCUGGACACAGAGGUGCCAGCCCGGGGUGGGCAGACCCCUGCCCUGUCCCGUAUCUAGUAUGACCCAGCUCUUCCGCCCAGGCCAGUCGCUCCCCUGUGGCCCACAGAAGGACCAUCCGCUGAUGUGCUGUGGGCUCUGGGACACAAGACAUGGAGCCUGGGGAUUCUAGUCUACCACACAGCUGCAGGAAUGCCCUGUGGGCAUCAGACUCCUAUGGUUGGCAAGGGCAGCCCCCACGUGUGUGGCUGCAAUUGCAGGAGGCCAGGACAUCAUGACAGGGGGUUUUGGGGUGCGGUGCAGUGGAUGUCGUGGGAACUGUGGUCAGCUGGCGUGUGAUCCACUCAGUCUGCUUCCUCCCUGGGGAAGGAGACAGAACAUUGUGGGUGGGGCUCAGCCUGGAGUCAGCCAGCCUCAGGCUUCCCCAGGACUCCACAUCCUCCAGUAGUCCCCUCCCACCAGGAAGCACCCCCCCACCCCCCCACUGCAGAGCCAUUCACAUUAUGGAUGGGGAGAAGAGGUCCGGGCAGAGGUUCAAGCCCCAGCUCCUUCCCCAGCCUUCUCCUUCCUCUCCCCCCCCCCUCAGUUGGGGCCUGUAAAUACAUGCCCUCUUCCCCCAGGAUGAAGUGUGUGUGCGUGUGUGUAGGGGGGUGGGGGUGGGGGGCAGGCUUGGGGUAUGCUGUAGAGACCUCUGCUCAUUUUGUUGAGAGAUGACCCUAGGGACCUCAGAGGGCCACAGGUGGGCUACCUGGCCCAGAGUGCCUUGGUUGUGGCCACCAGCUUCUGUCCCACCCAACCCCAGGCCCGGCUGGUGCCCCACGUGGAUGGUCAGCCACUGGGGGGCAGUCUGCUGCUGCCAACACGCUGGGCGCCAUUGCUAGCGCUGCUGGGGGACUGCCAGUGGCCUGGGGGAGGACCCUGAGUGGCAUGGUGGGUACCAGGUGAAACCAUGGGGGGGUAACCAUGGAAGGGGGCUGUAGAGCUUCCUUCGGGCUGUGUGACUCUCUCCCCACCCUUGUGUUGGGGGGGAGGGGUGGAGUGCCGUAUCACCCUGCGCAGAGAGUGCCCUGGGUGCUGGGAGUGAAAGGUCUCAGUGCCUAGUCCCAAAGCCUAGAGGUCCCUCCCAAAGUUGUUUCUUGGUGAGGCCCAGAAAGCCACACUCUGAACACAUUUCAUGUCUCAGGAACUCACAUUCCAGGUUCAGGAAUUUUAUUCCAAAGUCCUUUAGUACCCUCCGCCCCUCUGGUUCCCAACGGCAGGGAGAGGGAGCCUUGCCUCCUUGUGAUCUGCCCCGGGAGGCUGGGAUGGUCCAGACAGAGGGCUGUAACCCGUCUGCACAUAGGAAGGGGGGAAGGGACUCUAAACCCAGUCAUCUUGGAAUAAAAGGAGGAGUUGGUUUGUCUUAGAGGCGGGGUGGGGGAGGGCGGGGCAGGGAAGGGAAGCGGGGUUUCGCUGUUUCCAAAGAGAGCACUUAAUUUAAUUUUUCCUCUAAAUGACCCAGGGCUGUUCCGUCUGAUGGAUGGAAGGGUAACAUUGCCUUAAAACAGAAAGAUGCAGGCGUUGGCUAUUUUUGGCAAAUGAGCAUGUCUUCAGUCCCAAAGUGGUUCUCCUUUAACCACAGGGUGCCGCCCCUCCCUCGGGUGGGGGGGGGCAGGGAGAUUGGGAGGGGGUUCGGGAACUGCUCUUCUGGCUCAGGGCACCUGGAUGGGAUUCUCCCGGGCCACCGGGUCCUGGGGUUAAAGUUCAUCUCACUGGUGGGUGGGGCAAACCUCCUCUCCUGGGUUCAGAUGGGUUGGGGGGUGGGUGGGGUGGAGUCUCCCCUGGCUCAGCCUUCCAAUCUGGCAGAUCCUCCCUGAGCCUGGUCCCUGGACCGUGUGCAAGUUCUAAGCUGCGUCCGGUCUUGCUAGGCUGGGUGCACCUUGGGGUCUCUUACUUCUCUGGCUUGUCUCCACACUUGCCAGCUUCCCUGUGACUGAGCACCCUGCAGGACCCCUCUAUGUAGAAGGAAAACUCAGACCUUUGCUUUCCGAUCAAGAAAAGAGUAAGCGACCCUGGUCUCGACCUCAAAACCCCUCUCUUCAUCAGCCAUUAUCAGGGGGUGCUGAUGGGCUCCCACAUGCUUGCCUAAUCCUAACAGCCAUGAGGGAGGGCAGCAGGCUCCGCCCCUUUUGCACAGGAGCCCGGGUCUUCCUGUCGGUGCUACCUAGGAGUAGGCAUGGUGCCCCUGGAGGCACUUGGGAUACGGGGCCCCUACCUUUAUUCCCAGGUCUUGCACCAUAGUGCAGCCUCCAGGUGCAAGCAGUCCGUAUGUCACCAGGCUCUAGGUCACAAGCACAGACCAAAGGGGUGAUCCAGAGGUAGGGAAGAGGCAGCUGGUCUCCGCACACCCCAGCCACGCUGGGAGGUGGCCCCCUGUGUGGCGGAGCUGGGUUCUCCCGGCAGGCCUGCUCAGCCUGGUGUCUCCUGAGGCGAGUGCUAAGAUGGACAGCACAGGGUAACUCCCCCCCCCGGGGGGGACCGCAUCUUGACCUCAGCAGCUGUGCCACCGAGCAGGGAGGGACUCGAGACCCGAGCAAUAGUGUCCCCAUACCUCUCCACUCCCAGCGGGGCUGUUUUGUACAAGGCUACCUAUCAUUUUGACUUCUGACAGAUUGCUGAUUGUUUUUUAUUUUCAACCCCCCCCCCUUUUUAAAUCAGUCAAAAACACAAAACUUACAGGCUCUGGGGGUCAUCACAGUCCAGUAGGGAGACCACCCUCAUCUUGUACUCCGAAGGCCCCUCCCACACAUGUCUUGCGUGGCCCAGUUUCCCACAGUUCAUUGAGAUCAUGGAUGUGAGCUCACCUGGGGUUCAGGAUCAAUCUGAGAAGAACCAGGUCUUGGAAUGGACGGACAUGAAUCUGAGGCAUAGCCAUAGAGGUGUGCCCUAGACGCAUUACAGAGUUCUGCACCAGGAUUUGGGGUGCACGGCUCUGCCGACUAAAGGUGCCCCCUGCCCUCACACCACACAUUCCCUAUGUGAGGGGACACAGCAGCUUUCUCUCAGGGCCCCGGGGGUGGGGUUAUCUUCCUUCUGACAAGGCCACAAGCGCACACUCUAGGAGCAAGGGCUGCAGUAGCCCCUGGGAGCGGGCAAGCAGUUCGGGCCGCCAUAUGCAGCCAGAAAACUGGGCAUGCGCAGCUCCUCUGCUCUCACCUUGGAGAGUGUGAAGUCCCGCGAGAGGUUGCGUGAGGGCAGGAGCUUGCAUUGCUCAGUUCUGCACUGUCCUGUGCUCGUGUGUUAGGUGCAUGCACCGGGGUCGGCCCCAGACCCACACAAUGACCCCUCCGCUGUCUAAAGCCAUUGAUGGAACUUCUCUGGAAUCAUUUGCCAAAGUCCCACGGCAGAAUCCAAGGGUCCAAAACCAUUUCCAUCAAGCACACAUUUUCCUUUUCUGUAGGAACUUUUUUUUUUUUUAACCAGUACCACACCAUGCUUGGGAAGGCCACAUUUCAUCACUGCCCGGAUCACUACAGUGAAGUAUUACAGUUGUACAGUUUCCCCAUCUGACCUUGGCUUGCUCAGAUCAAACUUUGUAUGUAUUUUGUAUGGCAUAGAUUCUAUAUUGUAAUGAUGUCCUAUGCAAAAAAAAAAAACAAAAAAACAGGAAAAAAGAAAAGGAAAAAAAUUAACGACAUUGUACAUUUUGUUUUAACGUGUAUGCAUGUUUAGUGACGUUUACAUUUUGAAAUAAAGUUUAUGAUUCAUUA